Molecule: messenger RNA, 504 nt
Organism: Cooperia oncophora
Lineage: Eukaryota; Metazoa; Nematoda; Chromadorea; Rhabditida; Trichostrongylidae
Source: the annotation of a GenBank genome assembly
AUGUCGAUUCGUUCAGGUAUGGUGAAAGUGGAAAUUGUACAGACGAAGCCUUUUCAAGGGCAAAAACCAGGAACAAGUGGACUGAGGAAGAGGGUUCCUGAAUUCCAACAGCAACACUAUACUGAGAACUUCAUACAGUGCGUUUUGGAUGGCGGUCUAGGAUCAAAGAAGAAGGGUGCUACCCUGGUCGUUGGUGGCGAUGGGAGAUUCCUGUGCAAAGAGGCUGUAAACGUCAUAAUCAAAAUUUCAGCUGCAAAUGGGGUAAGCCAUUUAAUUAUUGGGCAGAAUGGUUUCCUGUCGACUCCUGCUGUUUCCAAUUUGAUCAGGAAAGGGUUCCAGGGAAAGAAAAUUGAUGGAGGAAUAAUUCUCACGGCCAGCCACAAUCCAGGAGGUCCUAAAGCUGAUUUUGGAAUAAAGUUCAACUGCGAGAAUGGUGGACCAGCCCCUGACGGCGUGAGUUAUUCAGCGUAUGAAUCACGAGAAGACCGGGCGAUUGCAUGGUGA